Molecule: messenger RNA, 951 nt
Organism: Lolium rigidum
Lineage: Eukaryota; Viridiplantae; Streptophyta; Magnoliopsida; Poales; Poaceae
Product: peroxidase P7-like
Exons: 3
Coding region: 1-951 (316 amino acids)
Biological process (GO): response to oxidative stress; hydrogen peroxide catabolic process
Molecular function (GO): heme binding; peroxidase activity
Source: RefSeq, a predicted model, not a curated record
AUGGCUGAUGCUAGGAUAAUGCACUGCCUGCUCGCCGUCUCUCUCCUCUCCUUGGUUGCCCAUGCCCACGCGCAGCUCUCGACGACCUUCUACUCCAGAUCCUGCCCCAGCCUGGAGACUACCGUGUGGGAGGUGAUGAAGCAGGCCGUCGUCAAGGAACAGCGGGUCGGCGCGUCGCUUCUGAGGCUCUUCUUCCACGACUGCUUUGUCCAGGGCUGCGACGGCUCGAUCCUUCUGGACGCCGCCGGAGGCGAGAAGUCCGCUGGCCCGAACGCCAACUCCUUGCGCGGCUUCGACGUCAUCGACACCAUCAAGGCGCGCGUGGAGGCCAAGUGCCCCGGCGUCGUCUCCUGCGCCGACAUCCUCGCCCUUGCCGCGCGCGACGGAACAUUUCUGCUCCGUGGACCGACUUGGAAAGUGCCGCUGGGCCGGCGCGACUCGACGACGGCGAGCCAAUCCCUCGCCAACGCCAACCUCCCCAGCUCCGGCUCAAGCCUCUCCACGCUCAUCUCCACGUUCGCCAGCAAAGGGCUCUCAGCGACCGACAUGACGGCGCUGUCCGGCGCGCAUACCAUCGGCCUGGCCCGGUGCUCCACCUUCCGUGACCACGUCUACAACGACGCCAACAUCAACUCCUCAUUCGCUGCGCGGCGGCGCAAGACAUGUCCGCGAUCCGGCGGCGACAGCCACCUGGCCCCCAUGGACGUGCACAGCUCGAGGGUGUUUGACAACUCCUACUACCAGAACCUCAUGGCACGGCGCGGCCUGCUCCACUCCGACCAGGAGCUCUUCAACGGAGGGUCGCAAGACGCGCUGGUGCGGCAGUACAGCGCCAACCCUGCGCUCUUCCGGAAAGAUUUCGUGACGGCCAUGAUAAAAAUGGGGAACAUAAACCCGCUCACCGGCGCCGCCGGACAGAUCAGGAAGAACUGCAGAGUCGUCAAUAGAUAG